GAAGACUUUGCGCUGCUCGAUGUUGUCGAAAAAACAACCAUCGACCCAUACCUGUAUCUGAAACAGCCAGAAUUCGGAAAUCCGAGUCGUCUGGAGUGCCUUCCUAAUGAAGAAGGCCGGGUAGAUUUUCUGGGUUGCGUCAAUGUCAAUAGCAAAUGGCAUGAAAUGGUAGAUAGAGACGGCAACAUCAUCCUCAAGGCCGGCCAGUGCAAAUCCGUCUCGCAGCAAUGCUGCCAAUGCACCAUCUGCGCGCCAAAGUCCGACAUUGUCUUGACGCCCGACCGGAUAUCAAAACUUUUGUUUUGGAAGUUCUCCGAUGUCUGCCUCUAUGCGCACCAGGGGGCAGUCUACGUCAAUGACAACUGGGAUUUUAUGGCGAUCACAGCAAGGCCCCCAAGAUGCUAU
Messenger RNA from Trichoderma atroviride IMI 206040, 405 nucleotides. RefSeq lists its product as uncharacterized. Lineage: Eukaryota; Fungi; Ascomycota; Sordariomycetes; Hypocreales; Hypocreaceae. The record is from RefSeq and is a predicted model, not a curated record.